AAGGAUCGAGCUAAUGUUGGUCGCAGCUUCUUUGCUGUUCUUAUUGCCUGCAGUUUUAGCUGGGAACGCACCAGGGGAAUGGAGUUGUGCUCCGCUUACUACAAUAACAUCGUCUGUUGAGGGAUGUGUGACGUCAAGCUCUUAUGCAAACGGAGUAUGGAGCAUUGGAACUUCAAACUCCAAGUCUGGAGCAGGGGCUAACAAGUUUUGUGUUAUCUCGCUUUCUGGGGAGGGACUUCACACCAGCAAAGACUUUUACGUCAAGGCCCGUUUCUCUAACAGCGAUUCAAGUGCCAGAGCUGGACCUUUCGGAGGUAUUACCUUUAAUAUGGAGGACGAUAACAAUGGCAACUACGUAAUGAUGAGAUUGAAGGUGCCAGUAAUGGCUAAUGUUCAGAUGGGUAAAAUAGUUAACGGUAAUGGACAAAAUCUCGCUCAAAGCAAAGUCAAGAAUAACGCUGUCGCUUCUGGAGCUGCGACUCUAGAGAUCCUGGUUCAAGGUGAGGAGGAGUCAGUUUGGAUAGACGGUGUUCUAGAAGAGUCUAUCUCCUCUCAGCAGCCCUUCUUUGUAGCACCUGGUCAUGUUGGAUUCGGCUUCCAAUCCGUAACCAGUUGGCCUACUAUCAAGGUAGAAGGAGCUGAGGUUUGUACACCUAUAAGCUGUACUGCUGAAGAUGGAACAAUAUACUCUGGAGGAGACCAGUGGCCAGGAGAAGAUGGAAAGACUUGUACUUGCUCUGAGGCUGGUAUCAACUGUGCGUGUGGUGACGACACUCUGGUUUGUCCGGGAGGCACUGAGAAGUGGACAGAUCCUGAGGAGUGCGAGUCCAAGUGUAUCAAAUCACCAGCUUAUUGUUCAAGCUCCGGAGAUCCUCACUACAGGUCGUUUGACGGAAAAUACUAUGAUUUUCAUGGAGUAUGUACAUACCAGGCAGCUAGCUGUGGGGACUUCGUUGUAAAUUUCAAGAAUGUUGAUCUUCAUAAUCGAGCCCCAAGAUACACAGGACGGAUUGAACUGAUUUUCAAGGGAUCCAAAUUUUCUAUCGAGAGAGGUUUGGUGUCAAAAGUCGAUGACGUAAAUGUCCAAAUUCCCUACAUCAAACACUACAACAAUGGAGACAGGGUUGAAAUCAUCAAUAAUGGUCAACUUGAAAUCAGGCUGUACAACAAGGGCAGAAACCCAUCCGUGCGUCUGCGUGCUACCAACGGGGGUUCUUAUAUCAACGCUGAAAUGUGGCUCCACGGGUCUUGUGCUGACAUAACGAAGGGUAUGUGUGGGAACUGGAAUGGGAACCCUAACGAUGAUCUAACGGGAGGAAGUGCAAACAGCUUGGGAAUAAUGCACCAAGAGUACGAUGAGAACUGUCCUGCUCCCCCUCUCCCACCAGAUGUUUGCAGAGACGUCGGAAACCUGCACGACGAAGCUGAGGCUAUCUGCUCUGCUCUCUUGAAUGACCCAUUCAAACAAUGUAACGGUGCAUCCCCUAUUGGAGACAGAAACGGUGGUCCCAUGAAGGACUGUAUGAUGGACGUCUGUAACUGCUAUUUAGAUGAAGCGUGUGCCUGUGCUCAAUUUGAUGUGUAUGCUACACAAUGUCAGAAUAACGGCUUUAAUGUCGCAAACUGGAGAAAACAUAUUUCCUUCUGUCCGUACGAAUGUCCUGAACCAACAGUGUACCUAUCUGACGGAGCCACCCCAGUACCAACUUGUCUCAACAAGGAGCCAGAGAAGACCGGGACUGUUAGAGGGUGUUUCUGUCCAGCAGGAAAGUUCCUACAGGAUGGAGUUUGUGUAGAUGCUAGCGGGUGCAAGUGUCUCUACGAGGGACAGUUUUAUGAUAACGGAGCAGUUAUAGAAGAGGAAGCAGAGUGUCAGACAUGUACUUGUCAAGAUGCAGGGGAGAUGACGUGUCAAGACAAGGCGUGUCCAACUCUUAACUGUGAGGAAGACCAGCUAGAGGCAAGGAAGGAUGAUGAAUGCUGUCCCUACUGUCUUGAUAACUGGGUCGUGGCAGAGAACCCCGACAACCAGAUCAAGAAAGGACAGUCUCUAGUUCUGACAUGUGAAGUACUUGUAGAGGGGGUCAGCAAGAAGGACAUUGUUUGGUUUAAGGACGGUAAAAAGAUAACUAAGGGAAUCUCCAGAAACAAGAAGAUGCUGACUGUAUCUGACGCUGAUGCUGAUGAUGAUGGAACCUACACUUGCCAGGCCACCAAGGAUGGAGUCACUGCUAGUGACGACUUUGAAGUAGAUGUGGUAAUGCCUGCAGUUUGUGAGCAUGAGGAUGGUACGAGCUUUGAAGAAGGUACCAUUUAUAACCCUCAGGAGACAGAAGAGUGCACGUGUGAUGCACAAGGAGUACAUCACUGUGCCUGUAUUGAUGACGGGGAAGAGUGCGAAGAUCCCACCCCUGUGGUCUGGUUUAACACCAACUGUGUCAAGACCUGUGUUCCUGAGCAAGGCCACUGUGCCGCUGCUGCUGAUCCAUUCUACUCAACGUUCGAUGGCUCUAAAUUUGCUUUCAAGGGUGACUGCAAGUACAACUUCUUCGGCUGUGGUGAUGUGAUGAUGUAUGCUGACCACGAAAAAGACAGGGCUAGUACUAGCACAAAAUACAUUGAGAUUGCUUUCAAAUCGGACGUAUUUAAGCUGGAAGGCAACACCGUGACCCUGAAUGGUGAUGUUGUUGCUGUUCCCAUGCACAAGUCUUACAAAGACGGUUCUCAGAUUCGACUAGAAGACAAAGGCACAUACACGAUGACGAUUACACAGGACGGAAAAGAUCCUUUGGUGUACCUGCAGUGGGACAAGGUCUCCAGUUACUCCAUUGACAUUCACGGCUCCUGCAAGGGCUUCUCAACUGGCAUGUGUGGUAAAUGGGACGACGAUAAAACAAACGAUCUGACUGGACCUGAGGGAGACGUACUUGACAGUGUUGAAGAUUUCGGGACAGCGUGGGCUCAAGAUGACGAAGCAGACUGCCCUAUACCUGAGCCUCCUCCAGACAUGUGUGAUCUCAUGGGUUUGACAGCUGAGAAGCCAGGUUAUGAGAAACAUAUAGCUAACAUUCUUAAGAAAAGUCCCUUCUCAAAGUGUGCAGAUAUUGUGGACCAAGAACCUUUCGUAACAGAGGCAGUACAACAGAUCUGUUUGUGUGUGGAUCUUUCCUGUUCAUGCCCCAUUCUCGACCAGUUGGCUGGAGAGUGUAAAGCUAAGGGAAUCAAUACUGACGGAUGGCAACUCAACUUCCCUGAUAGCAAGUGCGCUCCUGAGUGUCCAGAAGGAUCCGUAUUCAGACAGAGGGGACCUAAACCAGCACCAUCCUGCCAAAAACCUAAAGGUGGUAAAAAGUCUCAGUCUGGAUGUUUCUGUCCCGAGGGACAGAUGAUGGAGGAAGGAAAAUGUGUUGGCCUAGAUAACUGCAAGUGCGAAUAUGCUGGCCAGCUCUACGAUGUUGGAGACAAGUACGAGAAGGGAGCAGAAUGUCUGGAAUGCAAGUGUGUGGGUAAGGGGCAGGAAGAGUGUGAAGACAAGAAAUGUAAUGUUAAAUGUGAUGAUGAUGAGAUUGAGGUUCAGAAUGAAGGAGAAUGUUGUCCCAUAUGUCUUGCUGACUGGGUGGAGGCAGUUAAUCCUAAGCCUGAUGCUGUCGUCAAAGAACCCUUAGCUCUGACUUGUAGAGUGAACGGUGUGGAAGUGACCAAGGACAAUGUUAAGUGGUUCAGGUUUAACCCAGGUAUGGGGGAUCUUUCCAAUGCAAAAAGGACGUAUUCCAUUUCUGACGACGGUUUGACAUUGACCAUUAAGAAAAUGGAUGCUAAGAAAGAGGGAAACUUCAAAUGUGUUGUGGAUUUGGAUGGAAAGACAUCUGAAGGCAUAUUCGAGGUUGCUCUGCCGCUCGAAGAAAAAGACCUAGUCGAGGCUUUGAAAGACACAGUCGAUUUUGUUGAGGGAGGAAUAGUGCAACUUCAGUGCAACAAACUGGAGGUUAUCACGGAACUUUGGUGGACUUGCAACGGAAAGAGAAUGGAAGCUGGGAAGGAAAACGUCAUCAUUAGAAAUAAAAAGGCGUACAGCCAACUGAUACUGAAGCCAGCUAAACUGUCUGACAAAGGAACGUGUACAUGUCACGCCAAAGGGCAGGGUACGGAGGAUUCUGUAGAUAUUGAAGUAGGAGGAGUUGAGAACGAAGUUACCAUCACGUCUCAAGUGGAUGACCUUACAUGCAAACAGGGAGAGAAGAAGCCUUGUAAUCUGGAGUGGAGUAUCGACACUAAAAUUGGGACGGUCAAACCAAGAGACGUGCAGAUCUGUCUGUACAAGAAUGAAAAAAAGACAAACUGCAAGGUUAGCAGGCUCAAAAAGGACAUCUACAGCCGCAGCUUUGGAUAUCAACGAAAGCCUCAAUCGAGUGGCCCAUACAUAGCUGUGGUCACAGUGAAAGGUAAAGAGUAUAUUUCGGACCCUAUCACCUUGACUGUAACGCCCAAAGGCAAGAAGGGAGAAUAGAAGACUUUGCUAAAGAGCUAAAGGCUAGGGAGAAUGGAGAUUGGUUGUGUGACUUUUUCAGUCAUUCGGAAAAAUUUAUUAGUUAUACUUACUUGAGAUAAAAAACAAUUUUAGAUAUUGAAAAAUUUGUAUCCUUGAGCUGAAUUUCUUUCAAAACGUCUCGCAAUUCGUACUUUUGCUUUUUACUUUCAUAGUUAAUGUUGACAUGAAUUCUGCAGUCUGCUAUUAUGGUGAUCGACAAGAAUAUUUAUUAAAUGAUAGUGGGUCUAUAACCUGUUUCCGUACAUUUGAGUAAAAAAUUUCUGAAAUGUUGAGCUUGAA
Bolinopsis microptera is the source of this 4828-nucleotide messenger RNA. RefSeq names its product SCO-spondin-like. NCBI's taxonomy places the organism in Eukaryota, Metazoa, Ctenophora, Tentaculata, Lobata, Bolinopsidae. Gene Ontology annotation, molecular function: protein binding. Bases 14 to 4507 code for a protein of 1497 amino acids. The transcript has 23 exons. Gene Ontology annotation, cellular component: extracellular matrix. The record is from RefSeq and is a predicted model, not a curated record.